Limulus polyphemus (Atlantic horseshoe crab) is the source of this 4393-nucleotide messenger RNA. RefSeq names its product cell wall protein AWA1-like. The record is from RefSeq and is a predicted model, not a curated record. Gene Ontology annotation, molecular function: protein binding. Gene Ontology annotation, cellular component: cytoplasm; ubiquitin ligase complex. Bases 807 to 3659 code for a protein of 950 amino acids. NCBI's taxonomy places the organism in Eukaryota, Metazoa, Arthropoda, Merostomata, Xiphosura, Limulidae. The transcript is spliced from 3 exons.
UAGCACGUGAACAACAAGCUCGUUCAUUGGCCAGCACCUUUGAAAUACAAUCCUCUCGGAACUAGUAAUAUAUUUGUAUUCAUAUAAUAUCGAAUUCCCAGAGUUAAACCAGUAGCGAAAACCUUCCAUCUUCACAAAACCCGAGAGCUAAGACACAGAAAACAAGCUAUAGUAGUUGAAUAAUCAUGUACAAACAAGGACACGAAUCCCCCAAAACAAACCUGGUGUCGUCUACUUGAAUCAAUGUUUAAAUCGGGUAACAAUUCCAAAACGAACUACCAGUAAAUGGAGGAGAAUAGUUAACAAAACUUAGUGAACUACUUGAUAAAUACAACAGUUAACCAAAACGAAGUUAGGAGGUUAUAUUAAAUUAGCAACAGAUCGGUUGUCUACAUCAAGAAGUCCAAAGCCUAGAGGGUUCAAGUUAUUUUGAAAGGGACAACACCCUAAAAGAAAAACCUCACAGAACAACUUCGUAGGUACAACAGAUAUAAUCAAUGACUUACAUGAGAAAAAAAAAAUCAACCCAGAAGAAAAGUAUUUAUUGAUCUUCUUAACAGUGACGAUAACCUAGAAGAAAGAGAAAAAUCUUACCGACGUGCUCGAGAGGAAACUACAAUAUACUAACGAUCCAAGGAAAACCAAACUAAAGUUAGUUUGGAAACCACAGUUAAGAAACUAAGUGGAACAACCAAGUUUAAAUGAUAAUAAUGGAUCUCUGAAACACGUCCACUAAAACAAGUCAUUUUCCAGGGAUACCCUUAAAAGAAUUUUAAGUCUUAUUAAACAGAAAUAAAACAUUCACGAUGUGGAGGAGACAACAUCCCGACUGUUUCUCGGAAGAAGUAAUAGUAAUGGCAGGAGGAGAGACGUUUAAAGUACACAGAAACUUACUGGCACAAAAUAGUGAAUUUUUUAAAGCUCUGUUAAACUAUUCUUAUCCUCACUUGGAUUCUAAAGGAGAGACAGGUGAACCACUGAUUUUACCCUCAGUAUCAGCUUUGGUAUUUUCUGUUCUUUUAGAGUUUCUCUACACUGGACGGCUCAAUGUGACCAACGAGAACAUUUAUGAUGUACUGGUAGCAGCACAGUUACUGAAUUUGCCCACUGUUAUUUUAACGUGUAAAUCCUUGCUAGCCCAAAGGCAACUGGUCGGUUGCCCUAUUCCUUCAGCACCUUCCAGCUUGAUUCCCACUAACUUUUGUUAUUUAGCACAUAUUGGUAGGAGUUUGUCACACUUGAGUUAUAGGUUACCUCAGUAUCCUGUUCCUACUUUUCCUUUUUAUUUAGCUGAUAACCUGAUAUCCUCUAACAACACACCUAACAUUCUCAAACCAAUUCCAGUGUUUCCCCAAAAAGGUUUGUCAAGCUUCAAUAACAUGGAUCAUCCCCAAAUUGGUAACCCAACUACAAAAACAAGAGGAAAGCCACAAAGCAAUAUUAAUAUUAAUUCAAGGAUAACUGGUAGAAAGAGAAGUCUUGUUCAACAACCCACUUACUCCUCUCAGCACACAAUGGAAAAGAAGAUGUUAUCCACCUCAACAGCAACAUCCGUGAAAUCUUUCACCAAGAAACAACAUCCACAGAGGUCACAAGCAACAUUGUGUCUGGAUGAAAACGUAAUUAUUGACUAUGCAGAGUGUGAUGGACCAAUCAAGUUUGAGCGAGUUAUCAACCAGAAUUAUCACUUCCACACGUCUCACCUGACUUCAAUGCUCAAUUUAGAAAGAAAUGAAACCCUGGAAGACUCCUUGGAUGGCAGCUCCAUUCCGCCAACAGACCACUCUAGCAUGGCUUCAUGCACUUCUUUAAUGUCAACACCAAAUACAGAUUCCAGCAUUCCAACAUUAUUAACAGAAAAGACCAAAUUGUAUUUUAAAAAUUCUACACAAUCAAAAAUAUACAACAAUGCAGUUUCAUGUCAUUCGUCAAUGUCAACAGAAAAGACCAAAUUGUAUUUUAACAAUUCUACACAAUCAAAAAUAUACAACAAUGCAGUUUCGGGUCAUUCGUCAAUGUCAACAGAAAAUACCAACUUAGCUUCUGGCAGUUCCUCACUGUCAAUAGAAAACAACAACAUAGCUUCCGGCAGUUCCUCACUGUCAACAGAAAACAACAACAUAGCUUCCGGCAGUUCCUCACUGUCAACAGAAAACAACAACAUAGCUUCCGGCAGUUCCUCACUGUCAACAGAAAACAACAACAUAGUUUCUGGCAGUUCCUCACUGUCAACAGAAAACAACAACAUAGUUUCUGGCAGUUCCUCACUGUCAACAGAAAACAACAACAUAGUUUCUGGCAGUUCCUCACUGUCAACAGAAAACAACAUAGUUUCUGGAAGUUCCUCAUUGUCAACAGAAAAUACCAACACAGUUUCUGGAAGUUCCUCAUUGUCAACAGAAAAUACCAACACAGUUUCUGGAAGUUCCUCAUUGUCAACAGAAAAUACCAACACAGUUUCUGGAAGUUCCUCAUUGUCAACAGAAAAUACCAACACAGUUUCUGGCAGUUCCUCACUAUCAACAGAAAAGAACAACAUAGCUUCUGGCAGUUCCAUGCUGUCCAAAGACCCCUUAGAUGCCAGCUCCAUUCUGCCAACAGACCACUCCAGGGUGGUUUCAUCUUUAAUGUCAACACCAAAUACAGAUUCCAGCAUUCCAACAUUAUCAACAGAAAAGACCAAAUUGUAUUUUAACAAUUCUACAGAAUCAAAAAUAUACAACAAUGCAGUUUCAGGUCAAUCGUCAAUAUCAACAGAAAAUACCGACUUAGCUUCUGGCAGUUCCUCACUGUCCAAAGGAAAUACCGACUUAGCUUCUGGCAGUUCCUCACUGUCAAAAAGAAAUACCGACUUAGCUUCUGGCAGUUCCUCACUGUCAAAAGGAAAUACCAGCUUAGCUUCUGGCAGUUCCUCACUGUCAAAAGGAAAUACCAGCUUAGCUUCUGGCAGUUCCUCACUGUCAAAAGGAAAUACCAGCUUAGCUUCUGGCAGUUCCUCACUGUCAAAAGGAAAUACCAACUUAGCUUCUGGCAGUUCCUCACUGUCAAAAGGAAAUACCAACUUAGUUUCCAGAAUUUCUUUACCCUCGACAGGAAAUACCAACUUAACUUCAGGCAGUUCCUUAAUUUCAACAAGAAACUCAGACUCGUGCUGCAGUAAAUCUGGUAUUACUAAUGAAAAACACACUUUUGAACGGGAUGAAAUGGAAAAGGAUACAUCCACUAAGGAGGUUUCUUCAAGGUACCAUGUUGUGACCACCGUUUCUAAAGCAGACAUACAAGAUUCUUCUUCUUCUAGCAGCAGUAUUAUAUUUCCAGACACAGAUGAUGAAACAAAGACAAAUAGCAGCACGUUUCCUCAUCCAAGAACAAAACCAGGACAUGACAACUCCUCUCUCAUCUACCACUGUGUAUAUUGUAAACACUCUUUCCGCAGUAAGUACUGCUAUGAAAAACACAAAAGGCGCCACAUAAAUCCAGUCAUGGUAGAAGUGAAAGUACCAACAGACUCUGACUGCUCUGUUCCACGACCUCCCGACAAGAACGUAGCUUUUUAUCCCUGUAAAAACUGUGGUUCAAAGUUUCCAAGCUAUUACUUUGUUCACAAACAUAGGAAACAUUGUCCAGGGAAAGGUUUUUCUGAACUACCACACUGCUAAACAUUAAGUGAUUGUUAUGAAAAUAAAAAACCACAGAGAAUCAUCACUCCUGGAAAAAGUCUUCUACCUGAAUAGAAGAAUUAUUAGUGUUCAAUAUGACAUUUCAGUCUGCUUGAUAGUAAUAAAAUCUCCAUUUAAUUAGUGUGUACACAUUCAUAGAUGAGUUUUUGUCACAGUUGAAAGAAAAUUUACUCAUUUCUACGGUAUAAUACAGAAAUAACAUCAUUAUAAAUAAAAGAAGAAAUGCACAAACAGUCAAAAACUCGUUUAUAAUGAUUGUUUCUAGUACGGCUGGUAUGGCAACAAGAAACUGCAUCAUGUAUCUUCACUAUAACCCAAUUAUUUCUAAGCAAAGCUGUUUUGAAGCUCAGGCAGUAUACUACCACUUUAAUAUGACAUUUAAACUAAAAUUGCAAAAAAUUGUUGUUGUUUUUUUUCCAAAAGAAACUAAAUAAGUAAUAAGUACUAAAUAAAUAACAUGACUGUAAAUUAAAAUCGUUUUCAAAUCCCUCUAUUUCCUUGAAGUGAACCUUUCUCUUUCCAGCAAUUGUUUUUUGGCUAAAUAUGUAUUGUAGAAAUCAAUAUCUUAAUACAAGCUUUGCUUAUGUACUGAUAAUAAAGUUUUAAGAACUACUUAUCUCUCAAAUGAAUGUUAUGGAAGCAAAUAGUAAACGUACGCUUUAUUACUGUGACUUUCUGUGCAAAAAUAAAUUGAUUUCUCAUUCCUUACGUCG